AUGCAAACCGGCGGCCAGCUGGCGGUUUUGACGCAACACCUGGUAGCCGCGGUGAAUCCGGCGAGGCCAGCCGGCAGCGCGCCAGAGCCGCGACAGAGCCAAUCUACUGCAUCGCUACCGCCAGAGCGCGGUCUACCAAUUGGCGGCCGUUCCAGAUUUUGCGCGUGGCGCAUCUUUGUAACAGACGCGAUUCGGUGCCUGCACGGAAGGCCAGAUAGUAUUUCCUCGCCCGCCAUACAAAUUAGUAUGGAAAAGCCGGCCUCGGCGUCUAGGCACUACACUAGCCACCCUAACAGUCACUAG
Messenger RNA from Cordyceps militaris CM01, 303 nucleotides. RefSeq lists its product as uncharacterized. The record is from RefSeq and is a predicted model, not a curated record. Lineage: Eukaryota; Fungi; Ascomycota; Sordariomycetes; Hypocreales; Cordycipitaceae. The transcript has 3 exons. The coding region runs from base 1 to 303 and encodes 100 amino acids.